GUGCGCCACUUCGUCCGGGACGCCGUCCGCAAGGACGUCGGCCUCGCCGCCGGCCUCCUCCGCCUCCACUUCCACGACUGCUUCGUCCAGGGGUGCGGCCGUGCCCGCGUCAUGCAUGCAUGCAGGGCUGCGACGGGGCCGGGGGAGCAGCGGGCGCCGCCCAACCUCACGCUCCGCCCCUCCGCCUUCAAGGCCAUCAACGACAUCCGGGAUCGGCUGGAGCGCGAGUGCCGCGGCGCCGUCGUCUCCUGCUCCGACAUCCUGACGCUCGCCGCGCGCGACUCCGUGGUCGCCACCGGCGGGCCCGAGUACCGCGUGCCGCUCGGCCGGCACGACAGCCCGCGGUUCGCCACGCCGCAGGACGUGCUGUCCGGCCUCCCCGCGCCCACCUCCGCCGUGCCGUCCCUCCUGGACGUCUUCCACAACCACAGCCUCCACCUCGACUUCACCGACCUCGUCGCGCUCUCCGGCGGGCACACCGUGGGGCUCGGGCACUGCGCCUCCUUUGAGGGCCGCCUCUUCCCGCGCCCCGACCUCCUCCGCAGGCUGAGGCGAACGUGCCCGGCCAAGGGCACCGACGCGCGCACCGUGCUGGACGUGCACACGCCCGACGUGUUCGACAACAAAUACUACGUCUACCUGGUGAACCUGGAGGGGCUCUUCGUGUGCUGCCAGGACCUCUUCACCAUCGUGGAGCGCUUGGCGCGCAGCCAGCGCUACUUCUUCAGCCAGUUAGGCGCGUCCAUCACUACAGGAAAAUCUCGGUUUCCCGUGUGUUAGCCUAUGAGCCGCGUGUGUUUUUUCGGGCACCCGGCUUAUGCUCCUCUAAGCCGAGUCCCGAGAAAAAAACACCCGGUAAAUACGAGGAACUCGG
This is a messenger RNA of Triticum aestivum (bread wheat), 874 nucleotides long. Its product is annotated as cationic peroxidase SPC4-like. The transcript is spliced from 2 exons. The record is from RefSeq and is a predicted model, not a curated record. Gene Ontology annotation, molecular function: peroxidase activity; heme binding. Lineage: Eukaryota; Viridiplantae; Streptophyta; Magnoliopsida; Poales; Poaceae. The annotation marks the transcript as partial. Gene Ontology annotation, biological process: response to oxidative stress.